This is a messenger RNA of Salvia hispanica, 958 nucleotides long. RefSeq lists its product as uncharacterized. The record is from RefSeq and is a predicted model, not a curated record. Lineage: Eukaryota; Viridiplantae; Streptophyta; Magnoliopsida; Lamiales; Lamiaceae.
AUUUUUUUUUUCGUUUUUCUGUUGUAGAAUAUUUUGAAUUUGACUCCAUUGUUUUUGUAAGCUGGCUUCUUCUCUUCGUCGUCGCUUUUAUUCUUCGUUGGUACCCUCACUGUUUCUCCAUGGGCGCAUCAGAAUCAUCUCUCACGAGCUCCAGACUUUCGGAGGAUGGAAUUACCACUGUUUCAGAGCGCGCGGAGGGCGUAGACCCCAUUUUAGAGAGGCUUAAAUCCCUCAAAAUCACGACUCCGAUACUGGCAUCAGCCCCAGCGGAAAGUACCUUAACCGAUAUCCUUGUGCGGAAGCCAUUUUCUCCUUCUACUUCUGGUACUUUGGAUCCUAAUGUGCUUCUGGAGCUUUUCACAAUCUAUCGUGAUUGGCAGGAGGAGAAGGCACAAAAGAUAACUAAAAGACAGGAAGAGAUUGAAAAUAAAAUAGAAGUUGCAGAUGCUCUGGCUGUGAAGCUUCUCCAACGUUUCAAUUACUCAGUCUCAGCAAUGAAGACCACAUCUAAUCAUCUAUCAGAAGUCCAUUCAUUGCAAGUUGAACUUGGAGACUUAAAAGGAAGAUUAACCGAAGUCAUUAGCAAUUGCGAUGCAUUAUGCAAGAGAAUAGCUAGCGAGGGUCCAGAAUCACUGCAAUCUUCGGUAAGGCCAUUAGCAGCAGUCACCACCGACCAAAAGACCAUCUCCAUGUUAGCAGCAUCUUUGUCGGAGAAUCAGUCUCCACAGCAGGAGAAACAAUAUUCAUGGAGCUCGAUUAUUGGUUAUUCAAGAAUGAAACAACAUACCGACGGCGAAGUGUGAAGUAGUAGUACUCCUUUAUGUUGUCUGACACUAUAUCUCAUGUCUGAAUCUAUAAAAGUGAAGUACCGACUUAACCAUUUGCCAUGUUUCAUAUGCAUAUGGUAUUAUGGUAAAAUGUACAUGGACAAAUAGGAUCGUGUUAUGGUGCUAGCUAA